CUGUAUGUUUUAUCUGUUAACUUUUUUAUAGGGGCAUGUAUCGAUUUGGAUCUUGGUUUGGAAAACGAGAGAAUUUCAGAUGGUAAUAUAACCGCUUCUUCAGUACAAAAUGCUAGCACACCAGCCAAGAAUGGUCGACUGAACUACACAUCAGGAUCAUCAUGGUGUGCAGGAACAGGUGACACCAACCCAUAUGUACAGAUUGAUCUACAGACACUUCAUAUCAUCUGUGCUGUGUUCACUCAAGGGAAUUCUCAAGCAGAUCAGUGGGUGAAGACCUACAAACUACAAUUUUCCAUAAAUGGGACAACUUGGACAGACUACAAGGAAGCUGGACAAAUUAAGGUGCAAUGUUUUCUAAGUAAUGACAAUUUGAGUACAAAUAUACAACUUGUUUUACAUGUAUUUCAUGUAGUGAAAAAUACAUGAACAUUGUACUCACAAAUCAGAUUUUUUUGUACUAACAUAGGCUGCCUUUUGUAACAAUCUCAUUUUUUCUUAACCUAGUCACCAAUUUACUUGAAGCCUACAGUAAUUUUCAUCAUGUAUCUGUAAUAUUAUUUAAUGUUAUAACUUUUGAAAAUCUUAGGUCUUCAUGGGGAAUGAUGACAGAAACUCAGUGGUGAAGCAUGUUGUUUAUGAACUGCUGACAAGAUAUCUGCGUUUCCUGCCACAAACAUACCAGGGUUGGGUGUGUAUGAGAACAGAGGUGUUCGGAGUGAAACAAAAGCCAGGUAUAUGUGCAGGCAUGAUAAUAUUACAUAACCAAAGGAGAUCCAAUGUAUACAUUUAUGAUAUUGCUGGCAAUGCGUGUGUGCAAUAUGAGGUGAAUCCUAUGUUCUGAUUGGCAACCUAAGUGGGCAAGAUGAGACAAUCUUGCCCACUCAGGAUUGCCCUCUUUGAGAAAAACUGGACUUAUAUAGUUAGUAACUUUCGCAUAAUGUCAGUGAUAAAGUUGCAAAAAGCAGCAGAAUAUAGUCAAAACCAAAAAAAAAAGCAACCCUUUUGGGUUUAUUGUGCUACAAACACAGUUAACCUUUUUUCCUGGCUCUCAAAAUAAACAAGUCAUUCUUGUUUCUUAUUAAAGCAAAAGUAAUGUUUAGUUAUAUAAUAAAUCCUUCAUUAUUGACCAUGCUGGUUAAGUUAAGAUGGCUGAACAUUAACUUGGUUGUUUUUUCCAUUUUUGUGGACCUUUCCUUUGUCUCAGUCAAUAAAAUUAUGAAAAAUGGAACUUGGCCGGCAUACAGCCAUCUUGACCUCACACUUGGUCAAUAACCCAUUUAUAUAUGUAGAUUUUAUUUUCUGGUAUUCUUUGAUACUUUUAGAAAGGAUUUGCUUGCUUAGCAAGUUCACUGUUCAAAACUAAGUUUCUUUGAGAUUAUCUUUGUGGAAGGUUUUGUCAGUGUUAAGUGAAAUAUAGACAAACAGAGGCUUGGCAAAUUGUAGUAUGGUGCAAUUGUUAAAUCAACUGAAUAACUAGGCAAAAGGUAGCCAUUUUACAACGGAAGUGAGGAAAUGAUACUAAUAGCUUUAAUCUGAAAUGGGUAAUUCAUAAGCUAUUGUGGGAUUGAACUCUAACAUGAAACUAAUUGGCGCAAAUAUCUCCUACAUGACAGAGAAGUGUAGGUACAGUACAACUACACAUAACAAAAAAGGUGUGGAAGGAAAUCUAAGAAUUUAGGAAAAUAACUACAUAACUCUUUUUCUUUUGUUUUACAUUAUCUUGAGUGGUACCACUCUGUUACAGUGGUAAGUUUUUCUUGGCCCAUGUGGUAACAUUUUCUUCAAUAUCUGUUCACAGAGAACCUUGCCCUGAGGAAGGCUACAGCUCAGUCUUCAACAUUCAACCAUACUGCCACUAAUUUUUAUGGUGUGUCUGGAAAAGCAGUGGAUGGAAAUACUAACACUAACUUUUUAAAAGGGAGCUGUUCACAUACUCAGACUAAUAACCCCAGUUGGUGGAGAGUGGACCUGGGUUCAGACCAUGUUGAUGUCUCUGAAGUUCAUAUAGUCAACAGGUUCUCACAACAUGUGGUUACUGAAGACUACAAAAUAACAUUAGGUGAGUUUUGUUAUCCUUUAAUUGAAUGUAAGGUCAACCAUGCAUACAUCACCUUAUAAUCAGCUGCUAAACAACAGGCCAGUUUGGAUGUUACAGGAAUUUUUGAAACCUCGGCUAAGCUGUAUUGACCUUGUUAUUAAUCAGCCCAGAUGUUUUUUACUUGUCAUUGCUCAGUCAAUAUAGGGCCUCAGUUUAAGAUUUUCUAGCAGGGAUCUCACUCUUGGUUACUCAUAGAGUUCAGUGAGUUCAUGUAGAUGGGACUGGAGUUCUAGAACCAGGGCACUCAAGUGUCAUCAUUUGUCUACACUGUACCUUUGCAUGGGAUACUCAGAAGUUUACCUCCAGUAAUAAUGUUUUUACCUUGCCACUCUGUUAAGGCUAUUAUUACACUUACAAAAUUAAUGUGAUUAAAGCCUUGUUUUGGUAGUUUUAAUUUCUUUUUAAUAUUCCAAAUAAAAUUUUCAGGAUGUUUACUUUGCUGAAGAAUCUAUUACAAAUUGAUCAUGUUUGCCACAUGGAACCAAACUCUACUAGUAAUUCUGACUUUCAGUGCCUCAUAAUCUGCAGGUAGCUCUCCUAAUGUUGUAGGCAACACCCCCUGUAGAGGACUCUAUGAUUUUCAUAACUUCACUGCAUCAGCUGUUUGUUUUACCAAACCACUGAAAACUGGUAGAUAUGUAGGGAUUUUAACCACAAAGAUACAAAGUCUUGAGCUGUGUGAGGUAGAAGUCUAUUCACGAGGUAACUUUUCACUUACUCUUUAUACUAAACUUAAUGUAGUUGUGAAGUCACUUUUCCUCUUUUAAAAAUUGACUCAUCCUAGACUUUUUUAUAUACACAUUAAUUUAGGUUGAGUAUACUUAUGUUUGCAUGUUUAAUGUACAAACUGUAUUUACCAUUAUGAUAAUUACUACAGCCAAAAGUCAUAUUGAAUUUUAAGUAGCACAAAAGCCUUGAAAAGUACACCUGAUUUUUAUGAUGAUAUUGAUAAACAAUUGAAUGUAACCAGAGGUAGAUAAAUCAAGUGCCCCUGGAAUAUGUUCUUGUAGAGUGCAUAAAUAAAGACUUUUGUUUAAUCUCACAGAAACCCUUUAACCAUAAAGAUCUUAGAAAAGUUUUGUUGGGAAUUAUUUUACAGUCAUGCUUGUGAGAAAUGUCUUUUGAUAAGUAACUUAAAUAUAGGUUUAUUUGCUAUUUGAAUAUAUGCAUAUUAGAACACUUUUCCUUGAUAUUUAGGUCUUAAAAUUUACCUUUGGUCUGUUGCCUUAAUAAGAGUUUAAGAAUAGUACAAUUUAUCUUCCAGUAUGUCAGCAAUUUUAAAUCUUCAAUCAAUCAAUCAAGCAAUAUAAGUAUGUCUCUUUAUUAAUUUACCAGUUAGGGAUGACCAGUAGAAUUUAUAUAGUAGUACACUGUAGCUUAAGAAUGGAGUAAAAUGCUAUAAUUACAAUGGAGGUAUAUUUUUAAUUUCAAAAUUUAUACAUACGCCUGUACAUUAUUUUUUUUUUCUUAUAUCAAAAUUAUUGCAGUUUGGUGUCCUUUGCUUUCCAGCUUUUUGGCAAAGGCUGGUACAUCUGUAGGCUGCCCAAAAUGUAAUAUCUACCAUCAACCAGUUUUUUAAAAAUACCCUUUGUUUUAAUUUUUCUAUAUAAUGUACAGUGUAACAAACAUAUUCAGUACAACUCAAUACAACUGUCAUUUUAUGAUCAGUGUGUGGACAGCGAUCACCUUUGCCCAGGGAAACUUUUCUUUUUUUUGUCAAUACGACUUCAACAUGGACAAAGCGUGUAAUUCAUUAAGGAUUCUGGUUUUAAUCGACACAUGUGCAAUGAGGCGCUAGAAUUACCUGGGGACACUGGACACCACCAAGUAUCCUAGCGACCGAUUGCAGAUUCAUCAAAACAAGUUGACCGGCUUUAUUGAUCACACACCUGUCUUGAUUACAUGAGCUAAAUGCACGGUUGAAUAAAAACAUGAUGGUACUUCCACAAACUGUGGGCUUCAAAGCUGAAGCAGUCAGUGAAGAAAGAGUUUGGUGUGCAUGCACUGUUGAAGAAGUAGACAAUGUUUACGUGAUCGUUUCCUUUGACGGCUGGAAUGCAGAAUGGAAUGGCUGUGUCUGUGAUCCACAAGAGAUCAGGGAUCGAACAUUGCCUGAUCAGAAAAGAAAGCGAAGAAACCUUUCCCUUCAGUGAACAAUGUAUUUGCUCUAAGAAAACUGACUUUUACUUUUAAAUAUCACCCAAACUUAUGUAAACAAAAAGCACAAAUUACGGUUCUCUUCAAUUUCAGGCAUGAAUUCGCAUAAUCUUUCAUGGACGAAAUCUUUAUGACUUUCAUAGAUCAAAACCAUUUUCUAAACUACAUCUGCUUUAUCUUUAUCUUUAUCCACUUAGCAAACAAAGCUUUCCAAAUUACAGUCAAAACACCAGACAUAGUUCACUUUGAAUUUUUCGAUCUAUCCUAGUUUCUCAGACUGCAUCCAAAAAGGUUUUACUACACAGCUUCCAUCUAAGACUCCCAGUGGAACAUGACGUAAAAUACAUCAUGUGUUACUGGGUAACAGUGCUCAUACAUAUGCACGAACCCCACUCAAGUGGGGUUUGCAGAAUUACACACUUUGUCCGUGUUGAAGUCAUCAUGGUGUGUACAUUUUCUCCUAGAAAAUCUGGCAUUUCAAAAACCAACAUAUCAGCACAUAAGGACAUUAGCAGGCGGCACAAGUGAUAGAGCAGUUGAUGGAAAUAGCAAUAUGAACUUUGCGGGUGAAUCAUGUUCUUUUGUGCAAGACAAUCCAUUUCCAUGGUGGAGAGUGGAUCUAGGACAAGAUGAGUUUGUGACUGAAGUGUAUGUAGUCGGUUUACUUGAUGCAGAUCGUCUGAGCAAAUUUGAGAUCAGAGUUGGUAGGUUAAUACACUUGCAGUAA
Molecule: messenger RNA, 4985 nt
Organism: Pocillopora meandrina
Lineage: Eukaryota; Metazoa; Cnidaria; Anthozoa; Scleractinia; Pocilloporidae
Source: the annotation of a GenBank genome assembly